Diatraea saccharalis (sugarcane borer) is the source of this 765-nucleotide messenger RNA. The record is from the annotation of a GenBank genome assembly. Lineage: Eukaryota; Metazoa; Arthropoda; Insecta; Lepidoptera; Crambidae.
AUGCAGAGACAAUGGUUUGUUAUAACUAUUCUUAGUUUACUUUAUGAUACCACUUUUACUACACACACAGAGAUAAAAAACAAAGAUUAUAAAAUUAAACAAUUAGAAAAAAUUAAAGACGAGCUGUAUGUAAAAAUCAAUGAAGCAAUAGAUGAUAGCGUUAAAGUUCUCGAAAAAAAUAAUGACACAGACUCAUUAUUGACAGUGACUAAUAUGAAAGAAUUAAAAAAACAAAUCGACGAACUCAACUCUACUAUUGGUGUAGAUAAUAUUACGAUACCCGAAGAUCCGUUUAAAGGAAUUGUUGAAAUACACGACGAUACAUUUUCAGAUAUAGAAAUACGGAAAAGAAAGAAUAUAUCAGAUGUCAGACGGGCAAGUGCAUAUGGUGCUAUUGCUAGUAGUCAAAAUCAUAAAUUACAAAUUGAUAUGAAGGAAAUACUAGAUUUAAUAAAAACUAAGGAACUGUUUUUUACAAAAGAGAAAGGAAUCAAGGAGUCAAAACAUGACUUAGAAGUAAAAAAGAAAGCAGAGGAAUGGAUAGAGCAAACGAAGAGGGAGAGGGAAAAGAUUAAAAAGUAUAAAGAUGAAAUAGAGAGAUAUGGUACAGAGACGUGUCCGAAUUUUGGUUUGAAAAAGAGAAAGAAGAAAAAGUCGACAAGGAGAAAAAGGAAGAGUAAAAAAUCGAAAAAGUCAAAGAAAAGGGAUAGAAAAUACCCUUGUUGUAGAAAGUGUUGCAAGAAAUCUUAUUUGGGAUGUUUGUAA